CCUGGCCAAAUCGAGUUAAACAGGAAUACUCUUCUAGGUCUUCCCACGCCUGUCACGCUGCAGGGGAGACCGGGCGAGACAGUGAGCGUAGCGCGGUGCAGCAAACCACACGCCCUCACACCUGCCCGGCCCCAGCACAGGGCUCGGUGGGCAGGCGUGGGCAGCGACGUGGUGGUGCUACACAUCUUCCCGCGGGGCACCACCUGUCCAAGCCUUUCACCUUUCGUUAUGAAGCUGGAGACCUACCUGAGACUGGCCUCCAUCCCCUACCUGGUGGACUUCGAGGAGCCACUUGGGCCUAAGGGGAAGUGUCCUUGGAUCACGCUCAACGGGGAGGAGAUGGGGGACUCGCACCUGAUCAUGGCACACCUGGGGACACGCUACGUGCUGGACUUUAGCGGCCACCUGAGCGAGAAGGAGCGAGCCGAGGCACACGGUUUGAGGGUAAUGAUGGACGAGCACUUCUUCUGGGUCAACGUGUUAUGGCGGUGGGUGUACGACAGGCGGCGCGCGGUGUGUUCCCUGACGCACUGGGGGACGUGGCUGCCCUUCCCCUGGGUGUACCGCCCCCUUGUGGCCCGCCUGCUGCGCCACCAGGCCGUCAUGCAGGGCGUCGGCAGACACACGUGGCCGCAGGUGUUCCAAUUAGGCUGGGAGGACCUGCGCGCGCUCUCUGCUUACCUGGGUGACAAGAAAUUCCUGACGGGGGACAAACCGACGGAGGCUGACUGCGGCGUGUUCGGGAUGCUGAGUCAGGUGGUUUGGAACUCACCAGGCUCACCCCUCCUGGCGGCUGUGAAAGGUAGGUAG
Molecule: messenger RNA, 810 nt
Organism: Eriocheir sinensis (Chinese mitten crab)
Lineage: Eukaryota; Metazoa; Arthropoda; Malacostraca; Decapoda; Varunidae
Product: failed axon connections homolog
Exons: 5
Cellular component (GO): cytoplasm
Source: RefSeq, a predicted model, not a curated record